AUGAUCUCUUGUGUUUUUCAUCACGGCUUCCAAAGCUCGUCAGUGGCUGACGGGCCUGUUAUGUGUAUGGAAGCCUGCGUGGAUCACUGUCCGCAGCCAGAGGCUCGGCGACCUCCCCCGAGCCCUCUGGAACUGGAAUGCUGCAAGAGCCCGAACCUGGAGAUGCUGCGCAGGUUGAGUGACGCUCCUACCAAGGCUCCGAUCUACGGCCUCUCUGUGGACCCCCCGGAGCUACCGGAGUCCCCGGAAAGCGGAGGUGGGACUUGGGUUGUAGGGUUUAGGGCUUAG
Symbiodinium necroappetens is the source of this 288-nucleotide messenger RNA. Lineage: Eukaryota; Dinophyceae; Suessiales; Symbiodiniaceae. The record is from the annotation of a GenBank genome assembly.